Molecule: messenger RNA, 3247 nt
Organism: Caenorhabditis auriculariae
Lineage: Eukaryota; Metazoa; Nematoda; Chromadorea; Rhabditida; Rhabditidae
Source: the annotation of a GenBank genome assembly
AUGAGUUUGGCUGAGCUGUUAUCCAGCGAAAACUUCUUUUAUAUGACAUAUUUCAACAAAACUGACGCUUUUUUGAACGACGACUUCGAAUUCUAUAGAAUCUACUGGGCUGUGGAGCUGACGGUUACCAGCUUGAGGUUUUAUUUUUAUUAUUGAAAGAAAAAUUAACUUUCAAUUCGAUACUCUAAGGGCCUCUAGAAUGCUCUCCUAAAGGGGCCAAUACUUGAAAACCAUAUAGGGACCACUACUGCAAGCUUUAGUGGCCCCUAGAGGGGAGGUAAAGUGGUCCCUAUAAGGGAAUCUUCAAGGGCCCCUAUAGGGACCACUGUAAAGUUCCUAAGUUUGACUCCCGAAACUUCCAGCAUCCCUUACUUUGUGCUAAUCUGCUACCUGAACAUCACGACCAAUCAAAAUCAUCGGAAUAUGCGACUGAUCUACGACGUCUACUUUUUCCACUACUUUUUCUACGCCUUCAGUAGAAUAUUCCAAAUCACUGCGUCUACCUUGGUUGGCUACAAUCUCGGUGGGAAAUCUCUGCAUCUUAUGAAGAAAAAUGUUGAUUUUUUUGGUUUAGAAACAGAAUUUCCAAUUAUGCUCCUAAUAACGUCAUAUGUGCGAUCGCUGGUCGCUGCGAUAGGUAACAUUUGAAACAGUAUAAGAAUAAUCAAUGAACUGACCAGCUUUUCUCAUCAUCUCGGCCUUCACUUUUGAACGGGCCUGCGCCACCUAUUUCGUCGGCGAAUAUGAAGCCCGUCGCCAUUCUUGGAUUUUCAAGUGAGACUGAAAAAAUUUAUGAAAAAUCGGAAAAUAUUCAGAACAGUAUAUAUUACGCUUCUUAUCGUCGGAAAUACUACGGCUAUUUGGCUUCAUAUAGGAACAAGUGAGACUAAUAAUUUUUCCCAAUAAUAAAACUGUUUUCAGUUGCAAUCAAAAUCGGCCUGCUUUCUUUCGUGCUCUUGAUUAAUGCCGCAACUAUAGUGGUCAGUUUUUUUUAAAAGAACAGUCAAGAAAAAUGAAGAUUAGAAAGUUUUUUCCAUAAACAAAAUACAUUUUCGCAAUCAUAUAUUUCGACUUGUUUCUCAUCCGUUUAAAAUAAAAUGAAAACCUUAUGUGAAAAGUAAAAUGCGAAGAAACUCUUUCAAAAACAAGCUAUUAAUCGCUAAUGGAGCUCCCGAAGUUUUAAAAGUAUUGUUGAAAAAUAUUAUUUGAAUCUUGCAAAUUGAGCCUCGAAAUGGACGGAAGAACUUAAAAAAAUAGUAAAACGACCACGAAUAAAUCAUUGGAAGCUGUAAAAAAAAAAAAUUGAAAAUCGGAAUGUCCGUUUUAAAACUGAUAUUCCAAUUUUUACGAAAUUACGGCAUGAGAAAAUUUUCUUUAAAACGCAAAAAAAAAAUCUAGUGCCGUCUAUAAAAUGAUCGCUCUGCGACGACCCCGACGCAUAGUUGCAGACGCAAAAAUCGAAAAUUUUUCUUUUUUUUUCAGUUUGCAAAGUUGCAGAAAAAAAAACUGUGCAAAUGGAAAAACAAUAUAUAUAUAAAGCAAAAAAAAAACCAUGAAUCAUAUCGUUCCUAAGUACUUUUCUUUGGAGUUUUUCCUGUUUAAAUAAUUUAAAAAAAUAAUAACUACUUUAAAAAAAGAAUCAACUUAACCACCAAAUGGGAGUUAGCACCGUCUAUUCAGACCAUCUUUUCCUCCAGCCGUUUCCACAGAUCAGCUGUUAGAUUUAUUUGAUUGUUUUGAUGUUUUAUUUUAUGUAUUUGUCGUGCAGAUUGCGGAAUGGCGAAUAAACACUAGAAAUGAAUAAAUGAAUGAAGUAAUUUGAAGCUGUAGUUUUUCCAAUAUUUAGGCAAACUACCACAUUCACCAAAUCAACGAGCGAUAUUUCGAAGAAUCGCAUGGAGAAAACAGCUGUCGAACCUAUUCUUUAGCUGAACGGUACCAAAUCUCAGAAAACAUUAGGACGUGUAAGGUGCGUAAUAAUAUUGUAAAAGGCAUAAUUUUUCUAUGAAUUCAGACAUUCUCGCAAGUUUUCAAAUGUAUCAUUGUGGUGAAUGUUAGUGCCGUCUCUGCUUUGGCCUACGGCGUUGUUGCGACUUCUCCGAGGCAAAGAAACCUGGCGGCCGCGGCUUUCGACGGCGUUGCUCAAAUGUUCGCAUUUUAUUGGAAAAAUGAGCUCAAAUAAUUUUUCAGUUACGUGUAUGCAGUGCCGACAGUGGCUCUGAUAAACAGCCAUUUAUGGAAACAGAAGCUUUUCCGAGGAUUAGCCAAGGUCUUUUUUUAAAAAUAUUCUUUUCAUUUUUGCCUUCUUUGAGUUCUUUUUGUGAGGCUGCUUUCAUUGAAAUAUCGAGGUUUUUUCUCCAAAUCUUUUUUUCAAUACAGGAAGUUUUUUUUGUACUUCAAGUUGAUUUUUUGAUGGAACUUGGUUGUAAAGUUCUUUCUGGAAAAAAAUACGCCUAGUGAACCUCGUCUCAUUCAGAAGUCGACCAAAGACUUCUUUCUAAUGAGAUGUCAAUUUUCAAAUAAAUAACUAAAAAUAUUAGAUUGGAUUAUAUUUCCUUUAGUGUUUCUGAUUUCCGAGUCUAAGCUAUACUUUUGAUAUUUAAAUAUAUAAGAUAUGUAAAUCAAAAAAAUUUUUUUGAAAUACUUUCAAAAAAAUAAUAAUAAUAAUAAUAAGGUUUUUUUGAAUUAUUUCGCAAAAAAGGGACCAGACCAGUCCAAAAAAAGUCAAAUCGAAAAAAAUUUCAAAGUUGUUUAUUCUUUUUAAUUUCGAUUGAAAAAAACUUGUUUUUUUCGUAUCCCUAAUGAUUUCAUAGACAAGUAGAAAUUCUCAAACUUCAGGAAAAGUUGGAUCUGAAAAAAGAGUUUCGUACUUUUACGAGGAAGCUUCCUGAUCGAUUUCUCGAGACUAGGUACACUAGAUGCAGUUUUUCACUCUGACUCUAGAUCUGGUCUGAAAAACUGUCGCUGUCGUCUGAAAUUGUUGUUUUUGCAAAUCUUCGAAUUGCAUUCUUUCAGAAGUCUUCGUUUCUUCUCUGUUUUCAAACAAUUUCGUUGUUUUGUGGAAUGAAAAACCAUUUAUUUGCAGCUGAGACUCCCGUCGGACUUCACGACGGUGGGACCUCUGGUGCAGAUCGAGUCGACGUUCGGCGACAACCUCAACAUCGACAAGUCGCGUCACUCCCAGCAAUACUUCGACAUGCUCAAGGAGUCCUGGGACCGGCCGCCGCGGCUCUUUACGCCCUUCUAG